Dichotomopilus funicola is the source of this 1974-nucleotide messenger RNA. RefSeq lists its product as uncharacterized. Bases 1 to 1974 code for a protein of 657 amino acids. The record is from RefSeq and is a predicted model, not a curated record. Gene Ontology annotation, molecular function: DNA-binding transcription factor activity, RNA polymerase II-specific; transcription cis-regulatory region binding. The transcript has a single exon. Lineage: Eukaryota; Fungi; Ascomycota; Sordariomycetes; Sordariales; Chaetomiaceae. Gene Ontology annotation, cellular component: nucleus. Gene Ontology annotation, biological process: regulation of DNA-templated transcription.
AUGGGCAGAGGACAAGUCACUACGGGCUACAUCAGACCACCAUCGCCGAUAUCGUACGGCGGGGGCUCACGAGGGACCUUUUCUUCCCUACACGGUACUACUCCGUCAAGCACUGUAUCCCCGAUUUCCGACGUUGCUGGAGGCCCAAUUCCGAUUCCGAUUCCCGACGGCUCCCGGCUGGCGCAGGCAGUAGCAACCGCGUCGGCAACUGCAUUUACAGGCUCUCAGAAGAAGCGGAGCAGAGCGUACUUCGAGGCUGGGACACCGCCCACCGUCCCGGAUCUCGAUCCCAUCGGUGCAGGCCUGAUGACAGUGGAAACCGCCCAGUCGUAUUUCCACACCUUCUUCUCAGGCUGCAACCGGUACGUGCCCGUCUUCGACCCGCUCCACGACACCUUUGAGAGCGUCCGCUCCCGCAGCACGCUUCUCUUCAGCGUUAUCUGCUCCGUUGGCUGCCGCGUCAUGACCGGCGCCGAGUCCCACCAGACACGUCGACUGGGCCUGCACGCCCAGCGGAUGGUCAACGUCGCCGUCGCUGCCCCAACCCGGCGCUGCGGCCUCGAGACCGUGCAGGCGUUGCUGGUGCGCGCUUGUUACACCCCUGAACGGUCUUUGCUGGUUUCAGUGGCCACCCGCAUGGCCAUAGAGAUGGGCCUUCCGGAAGCUUAUGGCGUGCUCAGCACCUGGUGCGUGGCCAACGCCGCCAACCCAAGAGUUGGGUCUUCCUCUUCCGACGGAGCUACCGCCGACGACGGCGAUACCGGUGCGACGCUGAUGCGCAAGACCCGGACGUGGCUGCAUCUCCUGAUGAUGGGCCAGAUCUUGCACGUCGACGCAGGCGGGGCCCCCGGCUUCCGGUUUCGAGGAGCCGGCGCCGCCCAGCGCUGCCGCAUCCUCCUCAACAGCAACCCCUUCUCCACUGACAUGGACCUGUACCUCUUCUCGCAGGUCGAGCUCAACGCACUACGCACCCGCAUCCACUCCGCCCUCUCCCACUAUUACGUGCGCACGCACCACGACGACGAACACGAUGACGACGGCAGUGCGGACGACGACGAGAUCAUCAUGGGCAUGGUAGCAGACGCGCGGAUCGACAUCAACGUGUGGUUCGACGACUGGACGCGCAUCUACGAGCGGCACACAGCCCGUAUGCCCUGGCUCGCGCCCAACCUGGCCGUGCAGCGCUGCUGGGCCGACAGCAUGGCCAUGUGCGCUGCGCUGCGCACCGCGGGGAUCGAGAACGUCCGCGCCAUGUCGGCCACGCAGCGCGCCAUCUUGCGUAUGGCUAAGCGUUCGCUGUGGCAGCAUCUCGAUAUUAUUCUCCAGGAGCCGAGGGUCUAUCUGCGGAGUAUCCGGUAUGCUAUGGAUUUUGUGUGGGCUAAGAAUGCGUUUUGUUACUUGCUACUCUUGAAACUGGCUCUUUUGUUGCCGGACGAAGAUGAAGAUGAAGGAGGGGGUGUUGGUGCUGUUGGUAGUGGCGGUGGUGGGGAGGAGCUGGUCGAAAAGGGGCGGAUGCUCGUCGAGGAGCUCAGAAAAGCCGGGGGAGGUCUGGAUAGGGAUAACAAGGAUCGGCCGGCGGCACGCAACAGCACGAGCAGCCUGUACUUUCAUCUCGUGCGGGUCAGUAUCGACAAAUUCAGUCACGCUAUACGGUCUCGGUCUGGGAGGGGCAGCCAGAGCCAGAAUGGUCGGUCUGCCGACGACGCCCAACAUGCACAAAACGGCGCCGCCCACAGGGGGAGCGGACACGGGCACGAGGAGGGAUGGCCGCCAGACGAAUCCCAAACCGAGCUGGAAUCGUUUGUGCCUGAAGAGUUUGUGUUCGAGUGGGACUUUCCAGGGCUGACCUUUUUUUCGUCCCCUACACAAGAGACCGGCUGGCUGGACGAGCUGCUUGCUAGUAGUGCCUUUGACGGGUCUGGUAAUACUUUCUACAGCUUGGGAUGGACGUCCAUGGACCUCAAUUUGUUGUAA